Messenger RNA from Arachis stenosperma, 1640 nucleotides. RefSeq names its product F-box protein At1g67340. The transcript is spliced from 3 exons. Gene Ontology annotation, molecular function: protein binding. The record is from RefSeq and is a predicted model, not a curated record. The coding region runs from base 120 to 1220 and encodes 366 amino acids. NCBI's taxonomy places the organism in Eukaryota, Viridiplantae, Streptophyta, Magnoliopsida, Fabales, Fabaceae.
CAAAUAUAAAUGCCUCUCUCUAACCAUUGUCUCCUUCGUUUCUCCGUUCCGCAAACACACACCCAAACGCGGCCUUAAUUCAAUUACCUGAAUGCAAACAAGAAGAAAUUAGAAGAAACAUGAGAAGGCCAUUGAGACACAGACAAGUGAGCAGCCAUCACAAGAAGAAGAAGAAGCACGACCUCUUGGACGCUCUUCCAGACGACGUCGUCGUUUCAAUUCUCUCUAAGCUCACCUCCACUGCCUCUUCUCCUUGCGAUCUAAUCAACGUUCUUUCCACAUGCAAGAGAUUGAACCGUUUAGGCCUGAACCGUGUCGUUUUAUCCAAAGCUGGUCCAAAACUAUUCGCCAUUAAAGCCAAAAACUGGUCGGAAUCAGCUCACCGGUUUCUCAGAAACUGCGUUAACGCCGGAAACCUCCACGCAUCCUACACUCUCGGAAUGAUCCGAUUUUACUGUUUGGAAAACAGGGAGAGCGGGUUAUCGUUGAUGGCGAAGGCUGCGAUGAAAUCUCACGCGCCGGCUCUGUACUCUUUGGCGGUUAUACAGUUCAACGGCAGCGGAGGCACGAAGGGCGACAAGGACCUACGCGCGGGCGUGGCGCUGUGCGCACGCGCCUCGCUUCUCGGUCACAUUGACGCGCUCAGAGAGCUCGGACACUGCCUCCAAGACGGUUACGGCGUUCGCCAGAACGUCGCAGAGGGAAGGAAGCUCCUCGUCCAGGCAAACGCGCGAGAGCUCGCGUUCGUGUUACGCGCCGUGGCGCGGUCUUCCUCUUCGGCGUCGUUGCUGACGUGGCGAAACACGCUGAGCAACCAUUCGUCGUCGGCGGCGUCGGUUUCGUCUGCAGUGUGUCCGUUGCUUAGUGAUUACGGUUACAGUGUUGCGGUUCCCGAGGUUCAACCGGCGAAUUGGUUUCUGAGAGAGUGGUUUGAAUCGGGUCGGGGAAGAUUGGGAAACGGUUUGAGGCUUUGCGCGCACAUCGGGUGCGGUCGACCCGAGACCCGGCCUCACGAAUUUCGAAGGUGUUCGGUUUGCGGUAAGGUGAAUUACUGCUCGAGAGGGUGUCAGGCGUUGGAUUGGAAGCUGCGGCAUAAGAUGGAGUGUUCGCCCGCGGAGAUUUGGCCGUUGGAGGAGGACGGUGGUGGUGCGGUUGUUGUUGGUGGCGGUGGCGGCGAUGGAGUGGGAAACGACGUGGACGUGAGAAACGGCGUCGUUUGAGGUAUAAUACACUAAUCCGAAUAGGUGAAAAAUAGAAAAAAAAAAAAGAAAAAAGAAAAGGGAUUCGAUGAGUUUAAAAAUGGAGAUUAGUACGUUCCAGAAAUGAUUAUGUGUACAGUGACAGAAUGGGAAGGUUUUUGCCUAUUUUGGAGGCUUUGAGAGGAUUCCUUUGAAAAAUCUGAAUACUGAUUAGAUGCUAAUAGUACAUUUUAAACAUGUUUUUUAAUUGUUUUUUUAGUCUUAAUUAACGACGUAGUGAUGAUUUAGAUUACCCCAGGCUAUAUUUUCUUAUACAAAAUGUCGUACUAAUUAAAACGAGUUACACAAUUAACACUUAAAAGGUUUAGUAAUUUUCUAACUUAAAAAUUUUAUUACAGUUAAAAUUCAGUGUAUUUAGAAUGGAGGGUAUGCUGCUUUUCU